Corvus hawaiiensis (hawaiian crow) is the source of this 2755-nucleotide messenger RNA. It is a transcript of the gene BCAS1, whose product is annotated as brain enriched myelin associated protein 1. The record is from RefSeq and is a predicted model, not a curated record. Gene Ontology annotation, biological process: myelination. The transcript has 13 exons. Lineage: Eukaryota; Metazoa; Chordata; Aves; Passeriformes; Corvidae. The coding region runs from base 101 to 1909 and encodes 602 amino acids.
CUGCCAGGCUCGGAGCCACCUGGCCCUGCUUCCAUCAUCCCCAGCAGCUGUCUGAGGCAGCUCUUCCUGCAGGACAAGGCAGAGCUGCACUCAAGGAGUGAUGGGGAAUACCCUGAGUGUGCCGGAGGAAGCUGAGGAUGACAACACCUGCACAGUGAAGAGUUACCAGCCUCUCUCCGAGUCUCCUGACAGCACUAAAAAUGGCUCUGUGGUGUUUGCUCCGAGCCCUCCCCCGGCAGUGAACGGAGAAGCGGAUGCCAAGGCGGGUGCUGGACGGGAUAAUGCGGCCAUUUCUUCGGCGGAGACAACGGAGCAGAGCCCCGCUGCCCGGGCGGGCGGGCAGAGCCGCGGGAGCGCUGCCAGGAGGGCUCUGCCAGCUGCCAGGCCCCGCUCUGUGCUCGCCUUUCCCUGGGCUGUACCAGGGCGUUCUGAGGAGCCAGCGGCGGCUCCAGCCCCCGGAGCAGAGAGCCUUGAUGCCACCGGGCUGAACAAAGCCCCAAGUGAGGGCACACAGGGGCCCGGGGCAGCUGCGCCCCAGGAGGGAACCCAUAAAAACCUGGGCCAGGCCCCGCUCCAGGACAUCGAGCUCACGGGGACACCUGAGGGACAGGAUGUGGCCGCCCCAAAGCCCAAACAUGUGACCCUCUUCGACAGGAUCUUCAGGCUGGAGAAGGGCAAGGAGAGGACACAAGGUGACCCUCAGGAGGGAAGGCAGGGGUUGGACGUUCCCAACGGGAGCAUCACGGCCGGCACACCCAACGGGGUCCCGCUGGGCAAGGAGAUAGAUGAGUGCACCCAAAAGGACCUUGGGCAGGACUCUGCAGGUGAACAGGGCCUGGCUGCUGCAGCACCUGGAAGGGCACAGGUAGAGCAGGACAGUCCCCAGGCAGCUGCAGGACAGGGCUCAGUCAUGAGCUUCCUCAAAACACUGGUCUCCCCAAGCAAAGCUGAAGCCAAAAGUGAUUCUGAAGACAAGGGCUCCAAGGCGGAGAAGGGCCAUGGGGGGCAGCCUGCCCCGAAGGCAGCGGCAGAAUCCCCCUCCAAAGGAGCCAAGAAAAAGAAGGCAGAGAGCCCCAAGCUGGGGCACAGCACCUUUAGCAAACUCUUUAGGCACAAGGCUGCGAAAGAAACCCCACAGACAACCAACACCAAAAGCCCUGAGCAGCCUGCUGUUACCUGUGUAAAACCAGACAGGAAUGUCCCUCCCUCCCAAGAGCCGCCGGCAAAGCAGAACCCGAAAGCACCGGAGGCCGCGGCCCCUCCGCAGGGAGUGACCAGCGAAGCCCCCCGGGAGGGGACCAAGGACAAGGGCUCGGCCACUCCUCUGCCCCUGAGCAAGCUCUUCUGGAAAAAGAACUCCUCGGAAGAAGCAGAGGCUGUCAGCAAUGAGAAGGCAGAGGUGGCUCUCGAGGCGGCGGCUCCCGACAGGGACGAGAACAAGAGCGCAGAAGCCGCCGAGGUGAAACCGCGAGGGGCGGAGAGCAAAACCCCCAAGGCAAACCUGAGGAAGUUUUUUAAGCUGUCAGUCAAGGGUGGUGGAGGCACACCCAGCUCAGAAGAGGCAGAUGGCCCCAGCCCCCCUACUUUAAACGCCACAGAGAGGCCUCUUGCCCCAUCUGAGAGCGACCCUGGGGGCCAAAGGAGCAAAGAGGGCUCCAAAGACAAGAAGUCCACGGUGGAGCUGGGCAAGCAGAAGGGCAGGGAGCAGCCGGAGCCUCGGGAGCAGCCAGCAGCCGACUCCGACUCCAUCCAGAACGGCGGAGACGCCGCCAAGGAGCCCUCCUACAAGAAGACAGAGAAGAGGCAGUCCCUUGGAGGGUUUUUUAAAGGCCUUGGUUCCAAAAGGAUGUCGGACGCAGAAGUGCAGACAGAUCCCGUGUCCAUCCUCCCCGCUGGGAAAUCCAAGUAGUGCCCACCUGUGGCUGCUGAAGGGAGGCUCAGCAGCUCUCUGGGAGCUCCUGGCAGUGGAAUUGACUCCUUUUCCUUCCCAUGGCUGUCAGCAAAUGCCCAAGGAUAAAGCAAACACUGGGGUAUCAUUGCAGGUGUAUCGUUGGCAGGGUUUGUUCCUUACCUGUUGGAAAGCAGCUCUAAAGUUCCCCAAGAAAUGUGUUUAGAGAAAUGUGGAUGGUUUGAAGUGUGUAGAGGGGAGAGUAAGUCAGGUAGGAGGGUGGCAGAGAAUGAAAUAAAUGGCAGAAAAACAGAGCACGUGACAAAGGAGGGGAGCGAGGCACGAGCAGCAAAUCCUCCACUUUAGAGAGCUUGAAAGCAGCCAGGAAAAGCACCAAUCCCUUGGAAAAAUGUUAUGCUUCAAUGUAAAAACAGCCGAGCCACUUCUAGUGGGGUUUCAACAGAGCUGAAAUUAGAGCUGAACCCUUCAGUCUGAUAGAAUCAGUGGUGAAAAAGUCCUACUUCCUAUUGGUUAUUAAUGUAAAUUAAAACGCUAAAAUGCAAAGGCUUGACGUGAUUGAGGCAGCUCCUCUCUUGGCCGGGUGAAGUGGGGUAACAAAUUAAAACCGAUUUAAGGUUCUAAUAGGACACAAGAGGGCACCCACGUCCCCUAACGCCGGGCUGUGCCUGCCAGCCCAGAAUUAAUGUUCCUUAGAUCAUAGGAAACUUAGUUGUUUAUCCUGAUACUUGUUUAUAUCCAUACUUGUAAUUAAUCCUAAUAAAAACCAAAAUCGAAGCUGCCCAGGCAGCUCUCUGCUUCACAAAACUCCUGUAAUAACUGUAGUUAAUAAAUUUUACAGAAAAUUAA